This is a messenger RNA of Penicillium samsonianum, 2397 nucleotides long. RefSeq lists its product as uncharacterized. Lineage: Eukaryota; Fungi; Ascomycota; Eurotiomycetes; Eurotiales; Aspergillaceae. The transcript has a single exon. The coding region runs from base 1 to 2397 and encodes 798 amino acids. The record is from RefSeq and is a predicted model, not a curated record.
AUGCCCUAUCCACGGCCCGUCUCCCCGGUCUCACUCGAAACAUGCGUGCCUUCAGAGCUAGAUUCAGAUGACCUACUCGCCUCGGAUGACGAGCUGGAUGACGCUGCCCGAGCUGCAAAGCGUCAGCGGGUCGAGAAGUUGGCGGAAUCUUAUCUGCAGGGCAAACCACUGUUGAUCCUCUCUGCGUCGCUGCGAGGCCCACUCAAUGACGGAUGGGUCAAUCCAUGGAAGAAGAAUAGGACGCGCGGGACUGGCGCACCGGCGAGGGUUUGCCAGAUAAAUGUCCCCGAGCGGGUGGUUCAGGAGACUGAUUUGCGGGCUCCGAAGUACCGAGAGGGUCUAUCGGUUAGUACUCGUCGCCCGGAGAUUCCUGCGACAUCGUGCAAUUCUCCUAGGACCUCGGUGCAAAAUGGAGACCGUUCUUCGCCCUCUAAAUCGCCACGGAGACAAUCCAAGGAACCCACCCCGCGCCCGGGGCAUACUGGGCAAAAUGGAGCAUUGCGACGAUCUCCCACUAAAACAAAGGAACCGCCGUCGUCAAUAGUGGAUGAUCGGUCAAUGAUGCCAAUGCCGCCUAGGACAGCAGACUGGCUGAAGAAGGAUCGGAAGCUCAUGAACUUCACCAAGUUCGAACCGCCGAGCUCGCCGACAAUAUCCAUGGCUUCUCGUCAGUCAGAUAAAGCUCGUCGACCGAUGCCGCGCUCUGUUCAAGUCCAGGUCCCACAGACGCCGGGAUCGCCAACAAAAUGCCCUCCUGUCAAAACGGUCCCACCGAAGACAGCCCAGAGUGCUCGUGCGAACUGGAACGGGCACCUAUCCCCGCAGUCGAUUCCAUCGGCUGCUUCAAAUUCACCCAGGGCCCUUACCGUUCCGAAAUUAUCACCAUUCCAACAAUAUCAACAGUCUCAUUUGUCACAGGAAGCGUCUCUCCGAAUCGUUAAUUCUUCCUCUCAGCUGCCGAGGUUUGAAUAUCGGAGGUGGCUCCGUGAACACUCGAGUCAACAGGGGAAGACUUAUCCUAUGCCAGAUGAAAGUAUCCUGCAAGAAGAGACCUUUUUGCAGGGCGACAGUCCCUUGAAAGAAAAGUCCAUAGUCGAUCCCGUACCUGCGAGGCCUAGUCCCGCUAAGGAUCAAGCAUUGGAUCCUGUUGAACCUGAACCUCAACCCUCGGCUCUUGAAGAAAUAGUAGUUCACAAUGGGGACUCCAUGAAGAAAGAUGCAAGCCACAGAACUUUGUCGAAAGAAACCAGGUUUGCAGAUGAGGAAGACUUCAUAGAAGACAAUCUUGCGCCGGAUCAGGUAGCAGGGGAAGAUGUCGCCGGGGAAGAGGCCGCAGCGCAAGAUAUUGCAAACGAAGAAGAUACAUCGACAUUCCAAAACACAGAUAUCUCUGGACCAACCGAACAGAACACCUAUGAUGAUCUCACUUCUGCCCAACAAGUGCCAGCACCUUUGGGGGUAUCAGAUCGGGUAACGUCAUUGCACUCGACGGCUUUGCCAAGAGGAGAUUCAGGACAAGACUCACCCCCAAGCCCCGAUACCCAGCUUUCGACCCAAGCUGCCCUUUUGCAUGCCCAGAAGUCUUUUCAAGACGACCUGGACAGUCCCGAAUAUUAUAAUCAACAUACACCAGAUCCGGACCGAGCAGUGCAUUCACCCAAUGCUUCACUUCACUCAGCAAAUGUCACUCCAUUCUACCGUCUAGAAGAGUCAAUUCGACGUGAUCUAGAGUGGAGUUCGAAAUCCAUGGACAAGGACGGGAUGCAUGCAAUGAGCACGCAAUUCAUGCUUGAUGCAGCUACACCUUUCAAUUUCAGCACCGAGCAAGCAGGUCAAGAUCGGAGCUUGAAACCUACGAACAGAACUAUGACUCAGGCAAUGAAUACGCAGUUCAUGCUCGAUGCAGCUACACCCUACGCCUUCAGCACAGAGAAGAGACAGCGUUCAUCCCGGCCGGACUCAGGCUCACCUACAACGAGAAACCCCAAGAGAAAAAGGACGGCCAAUAUCGGAAGCCCCUCCCCUUCUGCUAGGAGUCAAUCAGCAUCUAUCGACAACGAAUAUCACACUGCGGAAUCCCAAUCAGGUGAUGAUGAAGAAAGCCCACAUUCAGUGGCCCAACAGUUGGAUCACCAAUUAACGUACCAAUCUACCACAGAGGCGGCGUCCUUGCCCCUCACCCUAGGCGAAUCAAUGCCAACAACAGGCCAGGAUGGACAAGGUGUCCAUCAGGGAAUGGAGAGUUUCAACCUCAGUCAGGCAAUCGCAGAUGCUGGUAGUUGGCUUCAACAAAGUUUUGAUUUCAUGAAGGACAGCGCUCGACCGAGUCAGAAUCUCAAAGCGAUUCCUACCUCUGACAAGCACCCUUCACCUUUAAACAUGGAUCUAUCUCAAUAA